AUGUAUUUUAGGGUCGGCAUCUAUCUAUCUAUCUAUCUAUCUAUCUAUCUAUCUAUCUAUCUAUCUCAUUUCUAUCUAUCUAUCUAUCUAUCUAUCAUUCAAAAUCUGUUCAUAUUUAAAUCCAGUAUCUAUCUAUCUAUCUAUCUAUCUAUCUAUCCCAGUUAUUUAAAUCUAUCUAUCUAUCUAUCUAUCUAUCUAUCUAUCUAUCUAUCUAUCUAUGUUGGUAUGUUCAUCUAUCUAUCUAUCUAUCUAUCUAAUUGGUCAUCUAUCCUAUCUAUCUAUUAUUUAAAUCUAUCUAUGUUGGUCUGUUCAUAUUAUUCUAUCUAUCUAUCUCAUCUAUCUAUCUAUCUAUCUAUCUCAUUUGGUCUGUUCAUAUCUAUCUAUCUAUAUUUAAUUAUCUAUCUAUCUAUCUAUCUAUCUAUCUAUUUAUCUAUCUAUCUAUCUUUUCUAUUUAAAUUCUAUCCAUUUUUUUUUAUUUUUUUCUCUCAUUUGAGUUUUUUCAUUUUUCUUUCUUUCUGUGUUUUAUUUUUUCUUUCUUUCUUUUUUCAUUUUUUGACUUUAGUUCUUCAUUUUCAUUCUUUCUUUCUUUCUUUUUUCUUUGACUUUUGGUUCUUUAAAUUUUCAUUCUUUUUUAUUUUCUUUGGUUUUGACAGAUUUUGGUUCUUCAUUUUUUUUCUUUCUUUUUUUUUUCUUUCUUUCUUUUUUUUCUUUGGUUUUGACAGACUUUUUUUUCUUCAUUUUCAUUCUUUUUUCUUUCUUUUUUUUUCUUUUUUUUUCUUAUUUUCUUUGGUUUUGACAGACUUUUGGUUUUUUUAUUCUUUUUUUUUUUUUCUUUUCUUUCUUUCUUAUUUUUCUUUGGUUUUGACAGAUAUUUUUUGGUUCUUAUUUUUAUUUCUUUUUUUUUUCUUUUCUUUUUUUUUUUAUUUGACUUUUUUAUUCAUAAAUUCUUUCUUUCUUUCUUUUUCAAGAGAUUUCUUUCUUUUUUUCUUUCUUUCUUAUUUUUUGGUUUUCAGACUUUUGGUUCUUUUUUUAAAUUUUUUUCUUUCUUUUUUUUUCUUUGGUUUUUCUUUUUUGGUUCUUCAUUUUUAUUCUUUCUUUUUUUUUUUAUUUUUCUUUUUUUUGACAGACUUUUGGUUUCUUCAUUUUCAUUCUUUCUUAUUUUUCUUUGGUUUUGACAGACUUUUGGUUCUUCAUUUUCAUUCUUUCUUUCUUUCUUUCUUUCUUUCUUAUUUUUCUUUGGUUUUGACAGACUUUUGGUUCUUCAUUUUCAUUCUUUCUUUCUUUCUUUCUUUCUUUCUUUCUUAUUUUUCUUUGUUUUUUGGUUUCUUUUCAUUUAAAUUCUUUCUUUAUUUUCUUUAUUUUUUCUUUCUUUAUUUUUCUUUGGUUUUAAACAGACUUUUGGUUCUUCAUUUUUUUCUUUCUUUUUCUUUCUUUCUUUUUUUUUUUUUUUUUCUUUUUUUGACAUUUUUAAUUUUCUUCAUUUUCAUUCUUUUUUCUUUCUUUAUUUUCUUUUUUCAUUUUCUAUUUUUUUUUUUUUUUUCUUCAUUUUGUUUUAUAUUUCUUUUUUCUUUCUUUUCUUUCUUAUUCAUUUUUGGUUUUGACAGAUUUUUUUUUACUUUUUGGUUCUUCAUUUUCUUUUAUAUUUCUUUCUUUCUUUCUUAUUUUUUAUUUGGUUUUGACAGACUUUUGGUUCUUCAUUUUCAUUCUUUCUUUCUUUCUUUCUUUAUUUCUUUCUUAUUUUUCUUUGGUUUUGACAGACUUUUGGUUCUUCAUUUUCAUUCUUUCUUUCUUUCUUUCUUUCUUUCUUUCUUUCUUUCUUAUUUUUCUUUGGUUUUGACAGACUUUUGCUUCUUGAUUUUUCUUUCUUUCUUCAUCCCUUUCUGUUAUUUCUUAUUUUUUUCUCUUUUUACUUUUCUGCUCUUCACUCAAUCUUCCUCAUUAAAUUAUUUUUUUUCUUCACAAGGUUUUUUGAUUCGUCGCGACAUUCUUUCUUUUUUAUUUCUUUUCUCCUUCCGUCCAUUCGUUCUUUCUUUCUUUCUUUCUUUCUUUUCUUCAUUAUUUAUUCAUUCAUAUUUUCUUUCGUUUAAGUUUUCUUCUUUUUCUCUUUCUUUCUUUACAUACAUCUUCUCUCACCUUACUUCUCUCUUUAUUUUCUAUCAUAUAGACUUAUUUCAAAAUUUCCAUUUUUUCUUUCUUUUUUUCUAUAUUUAUAUUUUUCUUUACACUCCUUUUUCCUUCCUUCCUUUAUUCCACUCAUUACUCGUUCCAAAUUGA
Acanthosepion pharaonis is the source of this 2274-nucleotide messenger RNA. The record is from the annotation of a GenBank genome assembly. NCBI's taxonomy places the organism in Eukaryota, Metazoa, Mollusca, Cephalopoda, Sepiida, Sepiidae.